This is a messenger RNA of Triticum turgidum subsp. durum (durum wheat), 1980 nucleotides long. The record is from the annotation of a GenBank genome assembly. NCBI's taxonomy places the organism in Eukaryota, Viridiplantae, Streptophyta, Magnoliopsida, Poales, Poaceae.
AUGGCUCACCUACCACACCAGCUUCUCCUCCUCUUCCUCGCCGUUCAUGUCUUCGUCGCUUCCCAUGGCUCCCCUCUACCGCCAUCUAGCACCUACAAUGAUUCCAUGUGCUUGGAAUCGUUCAAGUGUGGUGGCGUUGACAUCAAAUAUCCAUUCUACCUGUCAAACACAACCCAAGCAACCCCCGAUUACACAUCUUACUUCUCUUGCGGCUACACCGAUUUGAAGAUCUUCUGCCAAGGCGAGGGGCAAACCGCGAUCGCGGUCCUUCCACUCGAUCAAUACAACUACACCGUUCGGAACAUCUUCUACGACAAUUCGACCAUCAUUCUCGGGGACACUGAAGCCCUUAGCGGCGUCAAGUGCCCCACAGUCAGCCACAACGUGUCAUUCGGCCACGAGUGGCUGGAAUACACCGACUCCUUGCACGAGUUCACCUUCUUCUUCGACUGCUACUCCACGGCAAGCGAUCACCUGCCUCCUGAUUUUCCCACAGAAGAUUUUCAGAUCAACUGCAAAGGGUUCAAUCCACCUGCAGGCAUUGGAGAUGGUGUUUCCUUCGUGUUCACCUCUGAGGAUGACAACGUUUCUCGAGAGUACGAAUUGGCCGAGCACUGCAGCCGGAUGGUCAUCAUGCCGGUAAAUAAAGAUGUUCUAUUGAGCAGUGGUCAGCUCAUGCUGCCGAGUGAUUACGGUUCCGUGCUCAAGCAAGGAUUCGAGUUGAAAUGGCAUAUGAGCACACCGCAGCCAUGCGACCUGUGCGAGCUAUCUGGCGGACGGUGCUCCUACAGUGAGGAGAAGAAAUUUCUUGGUUGCUUGUGCUCCGGCGGGAGGGUUGGCGUUCAGGGCUGCCACGCCAGCGGCACCACCACUGCGUAUUCAAACUCUCCAUCAAGUCGUCAAUACUCGAAGAAAACAACGAGAAUAUAUAUAAUAGCAGUCAGCUCGAGCAUACCUAUGCUAUGUCUACUCUUCUUUGCGUUCUGGUUGGGCUACAAGAAGUACGGAUGCAAAAGAAAAUCAAAGGAAACAGCCAGGAUUGAGUCCUACCUACAAAAGAAUGGAACGGUCCAUCCGAAAAGAUACGCUUACGCACAAGUGAAAAGAAUGACGAGAUCUUUUGCUGAAAAGCUAGGUCAAGGUGGGUUUGGUGCUGUUUACAGAGGCGACCUCUCUGAUGGUCGUCAGAUAGCAGUGAAGAUGCUAAAGGACUUCAAGACUGAUGGCGAGGAUUUCAUAAAUGAGUUAGGUAGCAUUAGUAGAACUUCUCAUGUGAACGUUGUUACUCUCUUAGGAUUUUGCUUGGAAGGAUCCAAAAGGGCACUAAUUUAUGACUACAUGCCUAAUGGUUCACUUGAAAGGUAUGCUUUCAAAGAUAGCUCCGAAGGUGGAAAUACUUUAGGUUGGGAGAAAUUAUUUGAUAUAGCAGUGGGCAUUGCUCGAGGCCUUGAAUAUCUCCACAGAGGAUGCAACACUCGCAUAGUGCAUUUUGAUAUCAAGCCCCAGAACAUUCUGUUGGAUCAAAACUUCUGUCCAAAGAUCUCUGAUUUCGGACUAGCCAAGCUGUGCCUCAAUAAAGAAAGUGCUAUUUCCAUUGGUGGUGCAAGAGGAACAAUAGGCUAUAUUGCCCCAGAGGUUUAUUCGAAGCAAUAUGGAGCAGUAAGUAGCAAGUCUGAUGUUUAUAGUUAUGGAAUGAUGGUUCUUGAGAUGGUUGGUGCAAGGGAUAAGAAUAUCAGUCCAAAUAAUGAAUCUAGCAGCCAAUAUUUCCCUCAAUGGAUUUAUGAAAAUCUAGAUGAAUACUGUGUUAGUGCUUCUGAGAUUAAUGGAGAAAUCACGGAGGUUGUGAGGAAGAUGAUAGUGGUUGGGCUGUGGUGCAUUCAGUUACGUUCUACAUAUCGUUCAACAAUGACUAGAGUCGUCGAGAUGCUUGAAGGGAGCACUACUGGCCUUGAAUUGCCACCAAAAGUGCUCUUGAGUUGA